Paraglomus occultum is the source of this 200-nucleotide messenger RNA. NCBI's taxonomy places the organism in Eukaryota, Fungi, Glomeromycota, Glomeromycetes, Paraglomerales, Paraglomeraceae. The record is from the annotation of a GenBank genome assembly.
AGGAAAUCCCAGUGUGCCGCCAUGGCAGACCACACUGGAACCGUGGUCCGUCCAUCAAACUAUAACCCUGCCAUCAUCACCUUUUGUUUCUCUGGAUAGUUGUUUCCUAGGCUCGGCAAGAGUUAUAGGGCCCAGACGAAGAGCGUCCACUCCGGCGAAAGAACAAGGAUAUAAAUUACAUGGGGGGCAGCAUACCGAGU